This is a messenger RNA of Adineta ricciae, 4473 nucleotides long. The record is from the annotation of a GenBank genome assembly. Lineage: Eukaryota; Metazoa; Rotifera; Eurotatoria; Adinetida; Adinetidae.
AUGAGUUCUUCAUCAUCAUCAUCUUAUAAAACAGCGAUUAAACAGCUUAUGGCUCGUGUUCAAACGAAUCCUAACGACACAAAUUCAAUCAAUCAAUUAAAUACAAUAAUAGAACAAUUUCUUCAAAGUUAUCGUUUGAACGGGCUAUUUUCUGAAUGUUUACAAUUUUUAAUUCAAAUUGUUAAACAAUUAAUUGAAAUCUAUCCAAGCAUCAACGAUUUUCGGCCACUGAUCAUUCAAUGGUUGAAAUUCAAACGCGAUGUUGAAAAGAAGAAUAAAGAAUUUUUCGACAGCAAACUAAAAUUACGUUCGUUUCUUCAUGUCGCUGUUCCUUCGACAUUCAAUCGAACAAUAUCGAAAGCAAAAGAUUUCUUUCUUUGCGAACUUUAUGAAUAUCGAAACGCAAAUAUAAAAUCAACACAAAUGAUCGAUGAACGUCGUGCGUUAGUUUGUUCACUGCACGAACAAUUCUAUGGCGAUGGUUCCGAUCAUUUUCUCUGCGCAAGAAUCUUACUCGAACGAAUCAAACUUGAUCUAGCAAAUGGAAAUGCUCUAGAUACUGAUGAUUCGAAUAACUUAGCUAAUCAUCUCCGGAAAUGUUCACCAUCGUCAGACGAUAUUCAUGGAAUAGUGCAACGUCUUUGGCUCUAUACUGAAUAUUAUUUGAUAAAAUUUCAAGUUUGUUAUUCGAAAUUAACGAGUGACAUGUCGAAAAGAAUCAAACAAGAUUAUGAAGAACAAAAACGACAAGCCGCUGAGAACAAUGCGAUCAAUCAACUUGAGACAUUUCAUGCCGAAUCAAUGACAAUGGAAGCUCAUAAAAUCUUAGGAAAUUUUUCAGAAAAGUCAAUUAUGUCUACAUUAUUCAAAAGUUGGGAUAUGAUCAAAUCGAAAUCAUCAUCUGUAUAUACAAUUGAAAUCCUCAAACGUGUGGCAACCAUCUAUCCAAAUGAAAUCGAUAUGUUCUAUUCAAAUCUUCACACAAUCGCUGCUCUGUUUGAUCUAUUUCAAUACUACACAGAAGCUAUGGAAAUCUAUCGAUAUUUACUCGAUCUUCUUCCAUCGUAUCAUCCGAGCCGAUUGACUAUUCUCACAGCAUGCAAUCGUCUAGCGAACAAGUGUUCAAUCAGUCUGGAAGACAAAUAUAGACCUGUACUUAAUCUUUCAUCCCGUGAUUACCCAAAAGCGACAACACAAAUUUCCGCAUUUGAUGUGGAUGAAGCACUAAAUUUAAUCACCAUCGCUGAGAAUUUCUUACACAUAAAGAAUUUUCAAUCAUGUAAACAAACGCUGGAGAUUCUGGAAAAACGACCGAUUGUUUCCUGUUCAUAUGCAGAUAGUUUUUUCGUACGUUCACAUCUCUAUAAUCUUCAAUCAAAGCUUGUUUUAAAUGAUGACGAACAAUUGAAAGAUUUCAAUCGAAAUGAUUUUCUUGCGCUAAUCGAAGAAAGUCGAUCGUACUGUGCACAAGAUUUGCGAACAUCUUUAGAUAUUGUCGACGUCAAUCGAUUACCAGAACUAUCACAGUUACAAUUGACUCCAUUAGUGCUACAUGCACUCCAAGCUUAUCUAUCUCAAGUAGCACACUUGAUUCUACUCAAUUUUGAAAUUGGUCUUUACCGGAACGCGAAAAACUACCUACUAGUCGGUUUGGAACUAUCCGUUUAUUUACACGCGAAAAGAUGUAUUAUGAAAUCAAUUAUCUCAUCACUUGUCCACCUUAGAUACUAUGUGAAACUCGAAUAUGAUUAUCAUACUCAUGCAUACGAUCGAAUACGAACAGUGUGUGAAACAAAAUUAUCUGCUGAAUAUGAACGACACCAUCUCGCAUUGGAUUGGCACCGAUUGCUUUAUCAUCGAAUGCAUAUUCUCUAUCGGUUGACAUGUUUUCAACAAUUACGUAAAAAGAGUAAAUCAAACGAAAAUAAAAAACGGUUGAUUUGGAAACUUCCGUCGAAUUCUGAUAAAUAUACUGAAUUCACCUUUUGGACAGAAUCAUGGUUGGCAUUCCUCACACUCAUUGAAGAUCAACCACAUGAAAUUCUCGAUAAAUCAUCUCUAUGGCUUCAUCCAAUCAUUGUUCCUGAUGAAUCAAAUCUAACUUGUCUACCAGACUGGACACCGGCCAACGACGAACAACAUCAGUACCAGUCACAACAAGCAGAUAGUAAAUGGAAUAAUAUUCUGUCACCACCACAAGUCAAUACAGGACACCUAUUCGAUUUGAAUUCUAUGUCAACAGAAGAUAUUCUCGCAUUGACUACAGAACCUGUCUUACCGAAAACCAAAACAAAGAAACUUAUCGAUACACCUCGAGGAAAAACACCAUUUCACUCGGAAAGUCAAAAAAUGUUAUCUACACCGAACAAAACAUCAUCAGCAUCGUCUUCAUCUUCAACAGCAUCGAAUCUCAUGAGCACAUUUCGAAAUAAGAUGCCUAUCGAUACAUCUUUAGCAUCUCCAAUUUGUACGCCUAAUCGUACGGGAAAAAAGAUUCCACCGUUGACAGUUGCCAAUAGUAAUACAUCAUCAAGUCGACCAAGACGUGCAGCAGCUAUUAAAGCUGAUGAACGUAUUCAACAAAUCCGUUAUGAAGACAACAAUGAAAACACGCAUCGAAUACCGACGAGUCUACAUUCGCCACGGUUACGUUCCGUCAAUCAUGAUGAGAAUAAUGAUGAACCCGUGGAUGUCUUAGUCGAUCAACUGGAAACAUUGCAUAUCGAACGAAAACUCAAAUUUGACGACGAAGACGAUGAAGACACGAAUUCAUCCAUGAAAUUGAACGAAAAGCUUUUACAAAAAUGUAUUCAGUUGCACGAUCAGUUAGCUCAUGCUCCCAAUGCCAAACUAAUGCGUUAUUUAGCUGAAUAUAUCAUUUUAUUAUCCGGUGACCAAGAUCCUUGGCUUGUUGUUACACUAAUUGUAGAAAUGCAAGCAAUCGGUUUUCGAUAUAAUGCACUUUGUAUAUACCAAAGAAAAAAACGUCAUAACACUGAUCGAAGUGGUACACCACUACCAUCUGCCACUAAUGCUUCUCAAGAACAUUUAUCUCAUUAUAUAGACGCUUUACAUUUUCGUCCAUUGACAAUAUCGUACUUAAAAGAUGUUUUAAUCAAUGAUUUUUUACCGGCCAAGCAAGUUUGUGUAUGUCUUCAUUCAUUUACACUUGUUCACGAUCAAAUACUUGCGGUACAAAUUCGCGGUAAUUACUAUGCGCCUGUUCUACGACGUGUAAUCUUUCCAAGAUUAUUAAUAAAGAAAUUUCACUUUCUGAUCGAAUCGAACACGCAUACUUUACACGGAAUCACCGAUCACAAACGCUAUUGGGCGAUAAGAAGAUAUUUUGAACAAUUGUUCGAACGCUUACUUGAAGAUUUGAAUCAAGUGUAUCUAACAUCGCCAAUGAGAUGGUGGUGGCUGCCAGAAACAACAAUUUUCGAUGGAAAGAAAGCUAUGAUCGACGAUCUCCUGUCUUCAAUGAUAGAUUCACCACAACAACGUCGUUUUAUUGAAUUUUUUCUUCAUCAAACCAUCUUCUAUCUAUCUUCUCUGGACGAAAUACGUCAGGAACUUUCCGUAAAUCUUCCUCCAGCGGUUUACACACGUAUUUUCGCGAGCCGCUUAAUCGAACGUUUGCUCGAAUUCAAACAACGUACUUACACCAAUACAUCACCAUCAAAUUCUCGUCCGCCGCAAAAUCUUCUUCUCUUUCUCGACAAUCAUUUGCACAUAUUUCCUUGGGAACAAUUGCAUUGUAUGACAUCACUCUUCCGUCGAAUUGUUAUCUAUCGAUUGCCAUCACUACUCUUACUGGAUGGUAUGCAUAAAUACUAUUAUAAUUCAUCGUCAUCGUCGGAAGCGGACCGAACAGCACAUGUCGAGAACAAUGAUGUGACGAUAAUUCCGACGGAGAAGACAUUUUACCACCAUAUUGAUGUCGAUAAAGGUUAUUACAUAGUUGAUCCGGGAAAUGAUUUACCUCGAACGAAAGAACGUUUUCGUAAGUUUCAAAGUGAAAAACCUGAUUUAAUUGAAAAAUGGAACGGAGUGAUCGAACGUUUCCCAACCAAUGAUGCAAUUAAAGACAUAUUCAAAUCCAAAGAUGUACUUCUAUAUAUGGGUCAUGGUUCUGGUAGUCAGUUUUAUCCGGUUGAUGAUGUACAAAAGAAUUCCUCUCGUUUAUGCGUUCUAUUGAUGGGUUGUUCAAGUGCACGUUUACAAUCUUUGGGUGAUUUUGAAGUGUUUGGAAUGCCAUUUGCUUACUUAACAUGCGGCGCUGCAACGAUUCUCGGAUGUCUAUGGGAUGUUACGGAUCGAGAUAUCGAUAGUUUGACGUUCUUUUUACUUGAACAACUGAAAUCAGGUGCAUCACUCGGUGAAGCAUUACGAUACGGUCGUGAACUUUGUAAAUUGAAAUGUUUAAAUGGUGCUGCGCCGGUGAUUUAUGGUUUACCUGUACGAGCGCGUUAG